Molecule: messenger RNA, 5612 nt
Organism: Globicephala melas (long-finned pilot whale)
Lineage: Eukaryota; Metazoa; Chordata; Mammalia; Artiodactyla; Delphinidae
Gene: PCBD1
Product: pterin-4 alpha-carbinolamine dehydratase 1
Biological process (GO): tetrahydrobiopterin biosynthetic process
Molecular function (GO): 4-alpha-hydroxytetrahydrobiopterin dehydratase activity
Source: RefSeq, a predicted model, not a curated record
CCCCGGGGCGGCCCAAGCGCCGCCCCGCGCGACGGCUUCCCAGUGCGCCGGGCGUCUCGCUCGUCUGCUCCGCCGCCACGAGCUGCUGCCCGCGUCCGCGCCCGGCAUGGCUGGCAAAGCGCACAGGCUAAGUGCUGAGGAGAGGGACCAGCUGCUGCCAAACCUGCGGGCCGUGGGGUGGAACGAGCUGGAAGGCCGGGAUGCCAUCUUCAAGCAGUUCCACUUCAAAGACUUCAAUCGGGCUUUUGGCUUCAUGACAAGAGUGGCUCUUCAGGCUGAGAAAUUGGACCACCAUCCUGAAUGGUUUAACGUGUACAACAAGAAAGUUUACCUCAUCCUAGCCAGGGCCGAGGAGCUUGCAGUACCUGAGGCUUAACUGCUGUCGUACCUUUGGGAGCUGAAUAAAGGGGGAAGAGGCAGGAAGAACACAGAAUGCAGAGAGAUUUUCCCUGCCUUGGGGGCUCUCUCACGCCCACCUCGGGUAAGUCGAGGCAAUUUGUGAAGGUGCUUUGAGCUGUCCUUCAGGCAAGCAAACAUGCUUGACGGCUUAGAGCGGCAGGGAGGGGAGGACUGCUGCCCACUCUGGUGACACAUUUGAAUUUGGGUGCCCAUCCCAGCCCAAUCCUCAGGAAAGUACAGAAAAGGGCCCAGCAGAGAGUUAAGGUGUGCCCCAACGCUGCCAGUUCAGGGAGGCAGCCCCAGAAGGCCCUAGAUUCUCUGAAACCGCAUUCUUUUCCUCGUCCAUGGAAACAGGAACAAACCAGUGGGAGCAUAAUUUCCAACAACAGUCUUCAAAGAUGACGACAACCAAGUAUCAAGUGGGAACUGCAGGCACCACUGAGGACCAGCGACUGCUCCAGACCCUGCCGUGGUGGACUGAGCAGACCUGCUGGACCGCGCCGGCCCCGCAUAGCAAGAACGAUGGCUGGUCAACCUGUGUCCUCAGGAGACAACACAAGCUGCAAUAGAAGGGACCCUGAGACAGCUAACCACUCACAGAGGAGGACUGGAAAAGCCUCCUGCUUAGAGCAGACCUUACCCCCACUGAAGGAAACAUCGGUUAUGGAACACUUCCCGUCUGACUAGCCCACCUGCCUGAGGUAACAAAGGAAACCUUUUCCUAUCUCGUAAACUGUAGCCCACCUUCCCUAAGGAGUCAGGACAGGUCAGAGCUGCCACACCGUGAUUAAGUGAAGCUGAAAGCAAGAGAGGUUAGAGAAGGAAAUGGUUAAAACAAUUCCCAGGGUAACAUUUAGAACAAGGGCAAAAUAAUGACGUCACGGAAUCCUUUAGCGUCUUCACGUUAAAAACCACAAAGGGAUGGGAACAAGAAUCCUGAGGGUCAGUCUGUCUCAUGGUCUGCCGUGUUGUGCUCUACGGAGCAAAGACCAGAUGUUGAAACCACGUGGCCCGUCCCACACCCCGAGAACCUUCUGAAGGCCAGAUGCACCUCGGGGCCACGGAGGAUCCCAGCUCAGCGGGGUUUUGGAGAACCAUUCAUCUGGCUGCCCUGAGUUACAGUGUCUGUGCUGAAAAGGCUGUCCAAGAAGACGGAGGACAAUUCUGCCACCAGGUUCCUGUCGACUGUAGCCUGGGCCAUGCCGUAGAUCGCACCCUACAAACCCAGUCAAAGAGUGUCAUUAGAGACGAGGGGUCCGGAGCAGCCCGCGCUGCGGUCGUGCACUCCUCCUCCCACAUGCCCGCCUCCCCAGCCCAGGCACGAUGCGAGCAGAAAGGCAUAGGAUGUUUUUCACAGGCAUUUGCCAGCCUGCCGUUCUGCCUAAAGAACUGUCCUACAGGAUUUGGUGUAGAAAAUUCCGGAGGAAACAGGCUUAUUGCCUUUCCUGUGUCAAAAUUUUCUUUUUAAAUGGACACUACCACCACCUGUCUUUGUACAGCACUUUCAAAUUUACAAGGUGCUUACUAUAUCUAGCAUACCUCGAUUGAGACUAAAACAAACCCUGGGAAUGGGUGAGCAGAGAUCAUCAGUUCUGACUAAUAAGGAAAGAGGUUUGUGGAUAAGGGACAGAGGCAGGAACAGACUGGAGAUCAUCUGAUUCUUUCAAGCCCACCAACACCACCUGAACUUCCACAGGAAGAAGAAACCCCAAGUGUCCCUACCAUUCCUGUGGUCUUUGCUUUCGGAUUCUUCAUGAUUUGAGUGACGGAUUCCCGGAUGUCCUUUAGGAACUGUGUCGCUACUUGCUUACGGGUGUGUACCAGUGUGAUGCAGAAAUGAAUGCUAUGGGAGAAGAAAGACAAAGUGAGAUGAAUCCUGGAAUAAGACGGGGGGAAAGUUCUGAAAUCAGGCAGCCCCCAGUACAGGAAUUUAUUGAUUGCUUCUUCAUGUUGCUCGUGACAAGUGUAGUCAAAGUGCUCCCAGCUGUGGGCAUCAGGGCUCUCAAAUACACGGGCUGUCAAGAGGGCUUCAUGCCCUCAGCGUGACCAAGAACCACCCUGACAAGAUGAAUACAGCUGGCUGUCCUGUCCUCCCCCUCCACUGCUGUUCCUUCAACCAUGUGACAACCCACAGGACGCUUUUAUCUUAGGUGGUGAACCCUCAUGGGCUAGGGCCAUAUGGCUGGGGUCUCGACGGUCUUCAGGGCAGAGAAGAGACUGCCCCUGGAGGGAGACUGGGGUGCAGCGGGAUUGUGAAGAGGAAAAAACGGAAUCCAGAUGGGACUGGCAGGGGCACAGACACAUGACAGGAUCGGGGGUGUGGAGGACACUAGGAGACCUACUCUGUUGAAGCAGAGUGUUUGUUUAAAGGCAUCCUGGAAGAUGAGGUUAGAAAUGCCUAUGGAAGGCGACAGCAGCAGGCCUGAAUGACUACAGGCCCUGGAUUAGAGGCCCUCCGUUACUCAGGUCAUGAGAGCACCUGCGGAUGGGACAGAACAGAGCCCAAAAAGAGAGCAACUGUGUGUGGGGCGGUGGGAGACGAUCUCAUGACCGACCGCUCGUCUCAAGGCUGCCACCUAAUUUGCCAGACGUUAAAGCUAACAGUCUUGUUCUUGAUGUCGAAUAACUCCAAAUGGCAAGAGACAUCCUGAGAUACUCCAGCUGCCACUAAAGUGCUGGGCUCUAGCGGCCACUCUCUAUCCCCCAGGUCAUCUUGCUGCCCAAGUCCUUCAGCCAUGGAGCAAAGGAAAGUCUUCAAGCUCACCUGGGUGGGAACUGCAACUGGUUCAAGCUCCAGCCCUUGGCAUUCAUCAGGUUGAAUAGUCGGUAGAUGUCAAAAUCAUGGGAGCCCAGAGCAAUGACUGACAAUUGAGGAUUCCCAAAAACAAAGAUGCCUUUGAUAUUUUCCAGCCUUAAAAGGAACAGAAAGGAAAUUCAGGCACGUACAUUCUUCUGGUCAUCUCAUGUCUCCAUUAUAACAAAUCUAACCUUUGGGGGCUUAAGUUUUCUCAUAAGGUGGCUAGACUGAGAUCAGUGGUUCCUAAAUAUUAAAAAUAUUUUAAGGCUCAAACCCCACUAGAUCCAAUGAAUCAAGACUGUUGGCUCUUAACCUGUCUGCCCAACCCCCGAAUUAUGAUAUGCCCCCCAGGGGUAUCUGAGGGAUAAACAAUGUACUUUUUUGUAAAUCCUGGAAAAAUAAUCCAUCUCUCUUUAAAAAAGUCAUCCAUGUAGGGCUUCCCUGGUGGUUCAGUGGUUAAGAAUCCGCCUGCCAAUGCAGGGGACACGGGUUCGAGCCCUGGUCCAGGAAGAUCCCACAUGCUGUGGAGCAGCUAAGCCCACGUGCCACAACUACUGAGCCUGCACUCUAGAGCCCACGAGCCACAACUCCUGAAGCCUGCACACCUAGAGCCCGUGCUCCACAACAAGACAAGCCACUGCAAUGAGAAGCCCAUGCACCACAACCAAGAGUAGCCCCCACUCACUGCAACUAAAGAAAGCCCGCAUGCAGCAACAAAAUAAAAAAAUAAAAAGUCAUCCAUGUAAUCCCUAAAGCAAGAAAUGGUACAGCACUUCUCAGCAGACGGGUGUAUCAGGACCAUAUGCAGGCCUUUUUCAAGUGAGCUGUGCCUACUGGCUGCUUUCAUUCACCCUCAAGAGCGUGAAGAGGCCUCCCCAAUCCUGGUGACACACGGAGAGCCAGGCAGGUGACACACGAAGAGGUGUGUUAGACAAAGCACACAAGCUGGUUCUAGCCUUAACCCCGGAUUUCACCACCCCUUCCGCCCUCCCCCUCUCCAGUUCUUCUCUUACUCCAGCGAUCCUCCAAGUGUGACUCAGACCAGCAGCAUUAGUGUCCACUGGGAACUUUCAGAAACGCCAAUCUUCAGACUCCCGUUCCAGACCUACUGCGUCAGAAUUCUAGGAGUGGGCCCCGGCAAUCUGCGUCUUAACAAGCCCUCCAUGUGACUGAUGAGGAUUCAACCUCACGUUCUGAGAAGCACUGGCUUAACCAUUAAGAUGUACACCAGCACCUGGUAAGAGCUGCCAGUUGUCAGGGAGACAACACGGCCCACGGAUGAAGCCCGGGUGUGGCCUCCAAGUCCCAGCACGCAAGGGAGCUUAUCUCCCCAGGCCAACACCACACUCCGGGCCUGCAGACGGGCUGCAGCCACGGCACUGGGCCUAGCAGCUGCCUUGAGCCUACAGCAGACAAAGCAAGCAACACGGCGGAGCCCCCCAACCUUCCAGACAUACUCUGACUUGAGGAAGCGAGUGGUUUUGAUGAUCUGCUUGGUAGCUUCAACGUAGCCGCUCUCACCGAAGUACAUCAGGGCGGCCCAACAGGCUGCACUGAUGCCACCAGGCCGUGAGCCCGCAAUGGUUGGGGAAGCAUAGAUGCCGCCCUGCCAAUCUGUGUCAACGAAGAACUGAUAGUGCCUGUACUUCUUGUCAGAGUAUAACACCACCGAAGAGCCCUUGGGAGCGUAGCCGUACUGAGGGGGAGAAGCAGACAGGUGAGUGUACAGUUCCAUGCGGCAGACCUGCCCCAGAACUCUCUUCAUGCAGAUUCCCCCUGUCUGUCAGUUUCCCUCUGUUCCCACUCACAUUAAGAUUUCCAACUUAUUUAUUAAAAAGUAUAAGAAACUUCAGGGGGGUUCAUGGGGUUUAAAUUCUCUAUUUUAGGAAUGAGGAAUCUGAGGCCCAGGAAAAGCAACGUCUUGUCCAGUUAAUCGGUUUGCUUCCUAUCUCUCACGUAGCAUAGAGUUUUCCUUAUUUAAGACAGUACCCCAGGAAGGUAUGUCAGGAUGGAAGCAAAGAUAAAUUUAUUUUAUUAGUAGUAGUCAAAAUAAUCAGCUGUCUACUUUGAUUAACAUGUGGUCUCGUCCCUCACUCACCUUAUGAGUAUCAGCUGAAAUGCUGGUCACACCUUUCACCCGGAAAUCAAAUGGGUGCUCCAGUGGGUAUCCGGCUUUCUCCAUAAAGACGAUGAGGAAGCCCCCCAGACAAGCGUCCACGUGAAGAGGUAUUUUGUAUUUGACAGCCAGCUAGUUCCAUAAACCAAAGACCAUAGACAAUAUCAGUUAUAGCUCUACAACGAAAACUUUGCAAGACACGGGUGGAAUGGUGGGGUACAGGCCCAAGGCAUUAUGUACUGUCUUCCGUGUAUUAAAACCUGGCUAUUUUUGACAUUUUUAAUAAAGCUUGUCUUUCAA